Messenger RNA from Arabis nemorensis, 4131 nucleotides. NCBI's taxonomy places the organism in Eukaryota, Viridiplantae, Streptophyta, Magnoliopsida, Brassicales, Brassicaceae. The record is from the annotation of a GenBank genome assembly.
AUGGCUUCGGCUUCUCAAUUCUUGCUUGAGGAUCAAACGGACGAGGAUUUCUUCGACAAACUUGUUGAUGAUUCCUUCUCUCCCACCGAAGCUCAGGCUUCAUCCUCUGCUCAGCGGCUUAAAUUCGACUACGGUAGUGACUCUGGUGACGCUAGAGCUUUUUCGAAUCUCUCCAUUGUUAACAAUUCUGUGGAUGAUGGUGAUGGUGAUGGAGAUGGAACAUUGAAUGAAGCUGAAUUUGGGAACAAUGUUGCAAACGAGGAGGAUGCAACUAGUUCGGUGGGAAAAGAAGAGCCUUCAUCUAUUGCUCUGGAAGCUGUCCAAUCUGUCCACAGUGAUGCAAAGAAUGAUGAACUAAGAUCGGAGGUGGCUGAUAUGCCACUACCUGAAACAGCAACAGAGAGCAAAAUAGUUAAUGAGCCCAGGAUUCCUGGGGUUAAGGAGCUUGAUUGGGGUUCGUUUGAUGCGGAUACAACCGUAAAUGACGGUCGUGGGUUUGGUUCAUACUCUGAUUUCUUUACUGAGUUGGAGGAAACUGCAGGAAAUUUACAGGAAAAGGCGGAGGUAAAUGUGGCCAAUGGAGGAAAUCUAGCAUCCAAUGAAACAAAGAAUAUGAGUGUUGGUUUAGAUAAUAAGGUAGGUUGUCAGCAACAUCAGGGUGAAGUGAAUCACGAUUCUGCAAGUGCGCAGUACGUGGAUAACAGUCAAUCUUGGGAAAAUCUCUAUCCUGGAUGGAAAUAUGAUGCAAGUACUGGCCAAUGGUAUCAAGUUGAUGGUCAUGAUGCAAGCGUGAAUUCACAGGAGAGCUAUGCAAACUCAACGAGUAACUAUGCAAACUCAACGAGUAACUGGGAUGGCGUUGCUUCUACUGAUAACUCAAAUGCUGCUUAUCUGAGACAGAGUUCAGCAACUGCAGUGGCUGGUACUGCUGAGACUGUGUCUGCUUGGAAUCAGGUUUCACAAAUGAGCAAUGGAUAUCCAGAACACAUGGUCUUUGACGCGCAGUAUCCGGGAUGGUACUAUGACACAAUUGCUCAAGAAUGGCGCUCCCUGGACAGCUACAACCAGGCUUCUCAAACAACUGGUCAAGCUAAUAAUCAGCAAAUUCAGAAUGGUCAUGCUCAUACAGCCAUGUAUAACAGUAAUAGCGUGUAUGAUGUUCACGAUAAAAAACAGACAUUCAAGGCACAAGAAUUUGGUAUCCAGAGCCAACACGGAAGUUGGGACCAAUCUUAUUAUGCCAACAAUCAGCCGCAGGCUACAAAUAUGUGGCAAUCAGAAAAUGCAGGUAAAGCUGAGGCGGCUGUAACUUCUGCCUCUUUAUCAAACUUUGGAGGAAACCAGCAAGUAAAUAAUUUGUACAGUACAGGACCUGUUGCUGAACAAUUUAAGCCAAAUGAGAUCGGAGUUCAGAGCUUUAUCCCUCAGCAUAUGAAUGGGGCUAGUGUCACACAGAAUGGACCUUCAAGUUUCUCGAACGAUCUCUAUAGUAGACAGAAAACUUUAGAUGAUGCUCCACAGUCAUUUCAGAGCAAUCAGCUUUUCUCCCCAAGUACAGGCAGAUCAUCUGAUGGGCGACCACCAUAUGCACUUGUCAAUUUUGGAUUUGGCGGAAAGCUCAUUGUUAUGAAGGAUAAUAAUGGUUCUCUCCAGAGUUCAUCAUUUGGGAGUCAGGUUAGACCCGAACUGAACGGAAGUGGGGGAAGCUUUAUCUCUGUCUUAAACUUGGCAGAAGUAAUUUCUGGGAGUGCCUCUUAUUCAAGUAUGGGGGAAAACUCUUUGAGUUACUUCAGUUGUCUGGAUCAACAAUCUCUUCCAGGUCCCUUGGUUGGAGGAAAUGUUGGAAGUAAAGACUUGCAUAAGUGGAUUGAUGAGAGACUUUUGAAUUGUGAGUCUUCCAGCAUGGAUUUUUCAAGAGGGAAGCUUUUAAAGAUGCUUCUUUCUUUGCUCAGAAUAUCUUGUCAGUAUUAUGGGAAACUCCGGUCUCCUUUUGGCACUGAUGCAACGCAAAAGGAAACAGAUUCUGCCGAAGCAGCAAUAGCUAAACUUUGUGCAUUUGCCAAGAAAGAUGGCGUACAAAAUGGUUGUUAUGCUCCUUUUAACCAAUGCAUACAACAGUUACCACCUGAAUCACAAUUGCAAGUAACUGCUUCAGAGGUGCAGAAUCUUCUGGCUUCUGGUAGUAAAAUGGAGGCUCUCCAAUGUGCACAAGAAGGUCAUUUAUGGGGACCGGCGCUUGUUAUUGCAGCACAACUUGGGCAACAGUUCUAUGUUGACACUGUGAAACAAAUGGCCCUUCGCCAGCUGAUACCUGGAUCACCUUUACGAACAUUGUGCCUGCUGGUUGCAGGGCAACCAGCUGAAGUGUUCUCCACUGGAAGUACAAAUGAUAUCUCUUUUCCUGGUUCCAUAAAUGUGUCUCAACAGCAACCCCAGUUUGGAAGUAGUAGCAUGCUUGACAGUUGGGAAGAGAAUUUAGGUAUAAUAACUGCUAACAGAACUACAGAUGAUGAACUUGUGAUUACACAUCUUGGAGAUUGCAUGUGGAAAGAAAGGGGAGAGGUAAUUGCGGCGCAUAUUUGCUAUUUAAUCGCGGAUAAGAACUUUGAUCCAUACUCAGAUAGCGCCAGACUCUGCCUUGUCGGAUCGGAUCAUUGGAAAUAUCCUCGAACUUACGCAAGUCCAGAGGCUAUACAGAGAACAGAAAUAUAUGAAUACUCUAAGACGCUCGGAAACUCUCAGUAUAUCCUGUUACCGUUUCAACCAUACAAAAUCAUCUAUGCCCAUAUGCUGGCUGAAGUUGGCAAACUUUCAGCUGCACAGAAGUACUGUCAAGCAGUUUUAAAAUGCCUAAAGACUGGCCGAUCACCUGAAGUGGAAGCAUGGAAACAGUUUGUUGUAUCUCUUGAAGAGAGAAUCCGUAUCCACCAACAGGGUGGGUAUACUGUGAAUUUGGCCCCAGCAAAACUUGUAGGAAAGCUGCUAAACUUUUUUGAUAGUACGGCACAUCGUGUUGUUGGGGGAACGCCCCCACUUGCACCACAUUCAACAACAGGAAACCUACAGGCAAAUGAGUAUCAUCAUCAACAGCAGGAAGCCACUAAGUUACCAUAUAGUCAGUCGGUUAAUACAAUGUCAUCAUUGAUGGCACCUGCUUCAAUGGAACCCGCACAUGAGUCGGGUGGGAAUGGGAGGAGGAUGGCAGUACAUACUAGAAGUGUAUCAGAGCCAGAUUUCGGUAGGACACCAAUACAGGAUCUGGCUGACUCCUCGAAAGAAAAGGCUGAAGACGGGUUGAAAUCAUCUGGGACUGUGACAGGUUCUCGGUUUGGUCGCUUUGGUUUUGGCAUGCUGAAAGACACCGUUGGGAGGGUCUUGCAAGUUCGGUCAUCCAAAGAGGCAAAAUUGGGCGCAGAAAAUAAAUUCUACUAUGACGACAAACUGAAGAGAUGGGUAGAGAAAGGUGUGGAACCCCCAGCUGAGGAAGCUGCACUGGCUCCUCCUCCAACAAUAGGCACAUUCAAAAAUAACUCGUUGGGUUAUGAAAAUAAAUCUGACAUGAAUCCAUCAAAUGAUAACUGGAAUUCUGGCGGCCCAACUCCAUCAGAUAAUUCUUCAGGACUCCCACCAGUCUCACAGGGCUCGAACCAAUUCUCAGCUCGUGGACGUAUGGGUGUGCGGGCAAGAUACGUUGACACCUUUAAUCAAGGCCGAGGAAACGCUCAGACCAUGUUUCAGUAUCCUUCCCUACAAUCUCCUAAACCACCAAUCCCUGCAAAAGCAAAAUUCUUCAUUCCAGCAACACCUGUAUCGUCUUCAAACGACCAGGUAAUGGAACCGGCUGCUGCGGAAACCAGACAGGAGGAGAACUCGGCAGAUGAAGUAGUAGCCUCUUCUUCAGGGGCUCCACCACCAGCGAUGAUGCAGAGACAUCCAAGUAUGGAUAACAUCAAAAGAAAUGGAUUGGGAAUAAGCGUAAACGGGGAUCAUGCUCCUCCUGCUUCCAGAAGAACAGCUUCAUGGAGCGGAAACUUCAACACCUCGUUUACACCUCCAACUGGUCCUUCAACUUUCAAACCAAUCCUACUCAACAGUAGCUUAGGAGAGGAGCUUCAGGAAGUGGAACUGUAA